This is a messenger RNA of Fusarium pseudograminearum CS3096, 2919 nucleotides long. RefSeq lists its product as uncharacterized. The transcript is spliced from 2 exons. The record is from RefSeq and is a predicted model, not a curated record. The coding region runs from base 1 to 2919 and encodes 972 amino acids. Gene Ontology annotation, cellular component: endoplasmic reticulum membrane. NCBI's taxonomy places the organism in Eukaryota, Fungi, Ascomycota, Sordariomycetes, Hypocreales, Nectriaceae. Gene Ontology annotation, biological process: maintenance of protein localization in endoplasmic reticulum.
AUGGCCGCCUCCGUCGAUACCAUCCUACCUCGUCAUCUCCCACCGCUACUAUCUCCAUCCUCGACUCCUCCACCGUCAACAUGCGCCGACGAGCAUACCACCAAACUCCCCACGAUUCCCUCAGACGAGGAUCACUCCUCCGAGGAAGGCUCUAGCGGUAGCGUCCGUCGCAUACACUCCAGCUCAUCCUCCAUCUCUGAACCGGCGGUCGAAGAUGACCAGGACGAGCAGCAGCAAAACGACCAACCGCAACAGCAGACCGACGAUGCGCAAAAGGAUGCGGACCUCGAAACGGCGGUGCCCUCUGGAAGGGCCAGUCGUAGCAGCACGAUAAGCAACACAACAAACCCAAAUGUUCGUCGCCUCUCAGCGACCGAGAUGCAGCGCCUCACAAACUCUCCCGAGUCUCUCCCCGUCGCCCCCGCUCCUCAACGGAGGUCAAUAGAUCAAGACUCUAUCUCUCAUCUCCUCGACCAGCGCGACGCUAUAAGACAGUCAACGAUGCGUGUCGACUGCCAACAACCCCUCGAGGCGUUUCCCUCGCUGCAGCCGAACAGCGUCGCCGUAGAGGCUCGCUCGGCGGGAAGUGUUGGCCUUGGACUAUGGGAUCUUCAAAUCCCACGACGACCGUCUCCUGGAGCGCGCACUCUGUCCACACCUCCUACAAGUCGUGUGCAUACAAGUGAUUCCGGAAGAUCCUCGCCGCGAAGAUAUUCUUCCUUUAAUUCCGCUGGUCGACCCACGUCUCUCAAUCUCAAUAUCGAUGGUGCGGGUGCGGGUGCAGGUGCAACGUCUCCUAUUAAUGCUACUCGACCGACGCCUGCAACGGCCAUUCCCGUCCAAAACGAUGGCCUGCGACCACCUUCGCCGAUUCCGCCUAUUAUUCCGCUACCUCCUAUGUCACUGCCUACACACCUACAGCUUGAACUAGCAGCCCAGCGGCCUAGUCCGUUGUAUAUUCACCAAUCCCACGCAUACGACAUCCCCUACGAGUCCAAUGCCGCCAAAUUUGAGCGUCUGAAGAACGUGCUUCUUCUCCCACCGUUCCUUGAGCGCACACUUAACUUUGGCGCAUUGGCAUGUCUCGACGCUUGGCUGUACAAUUUCACUAUUCUUCCUGUGCGUUUCGUCCUAGCUCUCGGCGUGCUGGUUCGUUGGUGGGGCUAUCUGGUUCUUAAGGAGAUCCGAUGGCUCGUCGAUUAUGUCUGGUACGGCCUAGGGAGACUUUGGAGGCGAGGACGCAUUCCAAAGCCUGCCGCUACGGAGGAGAUCCCUGACGAAACACGGUCGCGCAGCGAGAGUCGUCCACGAGGUCGUUCGAGCGAUGAGAAGAAGCACGAUUUUAAACCACAUGCAAAUGCCCACUUCAAGCCCUUGCCGUCUCGAUCCCAACCCAGAUCUGGAACGUUUCGUCACAGGAGGACCAAGUCCAUGCCUUCAAACUUGUCAGCCUUCCACAAAGCUGAUCUGCUUCAAGGCGCAGUUAUCAUCUGCAGUUCUCUGGCCCUUAUGACCCUCGACGCAAGCCGAAUGUACCACUUCAUUCGAGCCCAGUCCGCUAUAAAGCUCUACGUUAUUUACAACAUCCUCGAAGUCGGCGACCGUCUGCUCUCCGCCCUCGGCCAGGAUAUCCUCGAAUGUCUUUUCAGCACGGAAACGCUCUCCCGUAACGCCUCUGGUCGAUCAAAAGUGUUGCUGCCCCUGGGCAUGUUUAUGCUGGCGUUGGCAUAUUGCUGCCUCCAUUCAAUAGCACUGUAUUACCAAGUCAUUACUCUCAACGUUGCAGUCAACUCGUACUCCAACGCCCUCUUGACUCUCCUCCUUUCCAACCAAUUCGUCGAGAUCAAGAGCACUGUCUUUAAACGCUUCGAAAAGGACAACCUCUUCCAGCUGACCUGUGCUGAUAUCGUUGAGCGGUUUCAACUCUGGAUCAUGCUUUUUAUUAUUGGUAUGCGAAAUGUCGUCGAGGUCGGUGGACUGAGUGUACCUGGCGCUGGCUCCGAGACAUCAUUUGACGACUCCUCUGUGCCGCUGCACAACCCAUCUAUUCUUCCUCACAGCUUCACGGUCCUUCCGUCUUGGCUCAUGUCAGGCGAAGUUCUGUCUCCAUUCCUCAUCGUCAUUGGAAGCGAAAUGCUUGUCGACUCUAUCAAACAUGCCUACGUUACAAAGUUCAACAACAUCAAGCCAGCGUUCUACAGCCGUAUUCUCGACAUCCUUUGCAAAGACUACUACACCAACGCAUUUAUGACACCUUCUCUCACCAAACGGCUCGGCCUGGCAGUCAUACCACUCUCGUGCCUCUUCAUCCGGGCAUCCAUCCAAACCUACCACAUGCUUCUUUCUACUCACCUCCCGAUGCCCAUGCCCAUCCCCGAAUCAACACAGACAUCCCUCAGUUCCGAAUCCGCGACGCCUUCAUCUCCCGCCAUAGUCGCAGCCCUCAACCAUUUCGACUCUCUGAUCCGCGACUCCCUCGGCCGCGCAACGUACGGCUACCCCUACGGUUCACCGCUCAACUCCCGUCCUUGGUACUCCUGGACAUCAGACGACGUUAUCGCCGCCGUCACCAUGGUAGUCGUUUUCUUCAUCGCUUUCCUCGUUCUUCUCAUUCUCAAGCUCUUGCUCGGCAUGCUCCUGCUUAAAUACUCCCGCAAUCGCUACGCCGACAUGAAGCGUAAAGAGCAUCAGGGUCGUGCGCAGGAGUCCUUCGACACACCCGGUGCUCGUCGCAUUGGCGGAUUUGGUCAGGUCGAAGUUGGCGAGGAGAGACAGAGAUGGGUGCACGCUGAUAGAAAUGAGGGACUCAAAGGCGGAAAGGGGCCAGGGAAGAGAGUUGAGAAGACGACGGAUAAGACAAAGAAGGAUGACUUUGAGAAGGUUUCAAGGUAUGAGAUGGUUGCAAAGAGGAUUUGGUGA